This is a messenger RNA of Penicillium maclennaniae, 1176 nucleotides long. RefSeq lists its product as uncharacterized. The transcript has a single exon. Bases 1 to 1176 code for a protein of 391 amino acids. NCBI's taxonomy places the organism in Eukaryota, Fungi, Ascomycota, Eurotiomycetes, Eurotiales, Aspergillaceae. The record is from RefSeq and is a predicted model, not a curated record.
AUGGUCUUUGCGCACCAUAGCUGGGCCCCGUGGACAGGUGGUAUGAUCAGCACAGAACAGCCAGAAAACAACAGAAAAGAAUAUGAUGUAUGCCAAUUCAACAUUCUGGGCACAGAUGGAUGUAUGGCUUUACAUAUGAGCCAUACAGAUCUCGACUCCUUGCUGGACCACUUAUCUCUUCUGCAUGGAGACAUUAAACACGAAGACGAAACACACUGGGUUCCUGUCAAGCCGGCCCAAUGCGAAGCAGGUGAAGGAGAAGGGGAAAAGCAAGACAAAUCAAUUCAAAUGAAGCAACACAAGAAAGGGCACGCCCGAAUCCAACGGUCUAGCACACUUGCCUUGGUAGCUCUGGCCCAAGGUCAUUUGCAUGCGGCAGCAAGAAUUGUAGGGACUAGGCCUUUUCCAAUAGUCGGCGACUUAGCAGAGUUCAAUCACGAAACAGGAAUCAUCAGCCCAGCGUUGGUCGCAGGAUCUUUCGUGCAUGUCUUACCACGCUUGCGUUCACGAGAACUGGAACCGAGCAACGCGGUGACAGCAGCGUGCGCCUGUGCUCACCUCAUUGUGAGUGCUUUGAAUGGCCUAAUUGGUAAUGCUGAAUCUAGGCAUGUUCGCAGAGAAACAGAGGCAACCCGCGCCAUAGGUGCGCCCGAGGAGCGCUCAAUACCGGCGUUCACGUCAAGAGGCAAACAAGUGUAUCGUGAAGCUGGGAUGGUUCAGGGGCUGCUAUACAGCGGUAUUAUCGAAUAUCUGAUUAUGAAUCGCGAUCACAUUACAGAACUGCAGGAAUCAUUGACAGAGGCUGGGACUACUUUUGCAUCCUUGCUUGCCACGCUACCCGCCGCUUUUCACGCUCCCCCGGCGCUAGCUAUUCUUGGACCGUUGACGGAGACUCUCAUACGGCCUUUCAUAAAAAAACUGGUUGAAAGCGUAAUUCCGAAAUCCUACGAAGGGGGUUUUUACAAGGCGACAUUAUCGGCGGCUGAGACAACUUUGGAGCUUCCCGACGUCCCGUCGGAUGCUUCAGAAGAGUUUGCGAGGGGUAUCAAUUUAGCCAUGUCUAUGGCUGUAAAUGGCUAUGGAGCCUACAAAACAAUGAUUGAAAAAUACAGGGAAACCUGCAAGAUAAGUCUCGUACGCGAGGCAUUUAUUGCGAUGCGCUCUUACAUUCAUUAA